AAUCACUUUGUGGAUUUCUAACAGAUCAUGGGAUCGGCUAUGGUGGCGCUUGGUAUCGCCCUCUCGAUACUUUUGGAAGAAAAGAAAGAAGAGAUUGAUAAGUUUACAUUAAUAGAAAAUCUAGGACAUGUUGGGAAGCUCUUAGCCGCUGCAUAUUUUAAACAAUGAAAAACUAGAAGAGUUUUUAUAUCCCCGGUAAUCAGUAAACCAUUGAGAGUGGUUAUCGAUAACUCAAAACCAGGCAGUUUCCUGUAUGGUUCAGAAUUACAGUCAAAAAUCAAAGAUGCGAAAUCAAUCGAAAAAAUUUGCAGCGAUUUAAAGAUCAAGCCUCAAGAGAAACAAGUUCCGGAGAAGUACACGAAGAAGCUGGUAAACUGGAAGAGCCCGUCUGCAAAUGAUCGAAAAGCGACGCAGACGGGCAGCAACCAGCAAACCCUCAAUAUCGACCAAUGUUUCCUCAGAAGAAACAGACUCAGUCACAGACGAGAUACCGGGAUAAUCGAGAAGCUGCGGAGUGACGUCCAGCGGCGAAACGUUAGUGGUAAGGACCGUCGCGGGAAACUUGAAGCAGCAUAGAGAAGAAUGGGAAAAAAUAACAUCAGACACGUUUAUUCUACAAUGCGUGAACGGCUUUGAAAUCCCGUUGAUAUAACCAGUAUCACAGGGAAAUUAUCAAUACAAGCAUAAGUGGUCACUUUCGGAGAGAUUAGCGCUAAGAGAAGAAAUAGGAAGAUUAUUCAAAAUUAAAGCAAUCGAGCCAUGCCAGGCUUCGGAUGAUCAGUUUCUAUCGCCGUUUUUUUGACUCCAAAACCAGACGAUUCAAAACGAUUCGUCUUAAGUUUAAAAAGAUUAAACGAGUUUAUUUCCAAAGAGCAUUUCAAAAUGGAAGAUAUUCGAACAGCGACUAAAUUGCUUUCCUGUAAUGCCUACAUGGAUUCGAUUAAUUUGAAGGACGCCUAUUUUCGCGUGUCGUUACACAUAAAUAGUAGAUAUUUAGUGCGAUUUGAAUUCGAAAAUAUGAUUUAUGAAUUCACUUGUUUGGUUUCUGGGCUCCUUAUGUCCGUGGGUUUUCACAAAGAUCAUGAAGCCAAUUUUGAAUGUUCUCCGCUUAAUGCGGAGUGAAACAGAUAUUUCUAUGUAUCCGUGUGUCACACGUACGAGAGCUUGAAGCGAGGAAACUUUGCACCCAAAAAUCUCUGUACAGAAAGCACUAUCAAUAAAUUGAUGACAUAAACCUGAAGCCUUCGGAUAAAGUAACUUUCCCUGUGGUGCCGGAUUUUUGAAUUAUUGCUUAGGAGACAUAUAAAAUGUAGGUAAAAAUUGAUACUGACAGCCUACGGACCUGUCAUGACGACCCAACGAUACCUUUGCCGUAACCUGUCUCACACUUAUCGCACUAUUGCACAGAACUACGGACGAAAAUCGAAAAAAGGGCCAUGCAGGGAAAGUUCUACAUCUAUAACCCUAACACCAUUUCAAUGGGAAUUGUUGUGGUGUAGCCGUUUACGAGAUUUUUGGGUAUUAACAUAUUGAACUGUCAAUACGCAGAUUUUCCUCGCCUAAAACUAUAGUCGUUUACCGCUACGAGCGCUCGUGUAUCAAUGACGUCAAUAUGCAGGGUUGCCUAUUAUGUGCAGUGCGCGAACGUAAUAAUAUUUGCUUUUUCAUUGUUGCGUAAUACCUAUUUUUUAUUAAAUUUCUCAUUGAUAAAAUGCUCAAUUGUUUGAAUGGAAUAUGAGAUGCGUCUAUGCGUCUAAACUAAUAUGAAAUAAAUGUUAUAUCGAAGCUAGACUAUCUUGUAUAGACUAUCUUGUACUCGAACCAACGACCCCGCGAUCACUGGAUGCGAGUUUUGUUUUUUAAGACCUUAUUUUCAAAUAACGUAAUGUACAUAUACAUAUGGAAAAGAUAUAUCAAUAUAUAAACGUACUUGUGUAACAAUUUA
Messenger RNA from Cephus cinctus (wheat stem sawfly), 1945 nucleotides. RefSeq lists its product as uncharacterized. The transcript has a single exon. NCBI's taxonomy places the organism in Eukaryota, Metazoa, Arthropoda, Insecta, Hymenoptera, Cephidae. The record is from RefSeq and is a predicted model, not a curated record.